This is a messenger RNA of Bicyclus anynana (squinting bush brown), 1963 nucleotides long. RefSeq names its product nuclear receptor subfamily 2 group E member 1-like. Gene Ontology annotation, biological process: anatomical structure development; positive regulation of transcription by RNA polymerase II; cell differentiation. The coding region runs from base 163 to 1326 and encodes 387 amino acids. The record is from RefSeq and is a predicted model, not a curated record. Gene Ontology annotation, molecular function: RNA polymerase II cis-regulatory region sequence-specific DNA binding; nuclear receptor activity; zinc ion binding. NCBI's taxonomy places the organism in Eukaryota, Metazoa, Arthropoda, Insecta, Lepidoptera, Nymphalidae. The transcript has 5 exons.
CGUACGCAGGCUGCGCGUGCGUCAUUUCUCUACCGACCGACGUAAACAACGUAUAUCAUCUAUUAUUGCUAUUCAGUGGGACACAGUGUAUAGACUAGUGCUGUGACUUUUUGUGACCGUGAUUUUAAUAAUUGGUGAUGAUUAUUUUAUAAACAAUCCACAAUGGAAAUGCAAUCAAUACAGGCUUCUUCCAGUCGCAUACUCUACGAUGUGCCUUGCGCGGUGUGUCGUGAUCACUCAUCAGGGAAACAUUACGGCGUUUUCGCCUGCGACGGUUGUGCCGGCUUCUUCAAACGGUCUGUGAGACGAGACCGCCGCUAUGCUUGCAAGUCCAGGAGCCCUGGUGCCUGCUUAGUUGAUAAGGCACAUCGCAAUCAGUGCCGCGCUUGUCGAUUAGCCAAGUGCCUGGAUGCUGGCAUGAACAAAGACGCCGUACAACAUGAAAGAGGUCCGAGGAAUUCUACCAUACGAAGACAAAUGGCACUAUUUCUAAAAGAUCCACAUCCAUCGCCAGACAUGGGCUUAUCCCCACCGGUUCUUGACUUAGCUCUUCCGAAACAUAAUCUGUUACCCCCUUUACCUUCUGUACCACUUUUCCAUAACCCCUAUUAUCCAUAUAACAGAUUGAGUCUCUUCGGGACGUCUGUACCCCCGUGUCACGCAAAAGUUUUAUCAACUCCAAUUACACCAACUAUUCCAAGUAUUACCCAUCCAGAAGCAAUGUGUGAAGCCGCGGCUAGGCUUUUGUUUAUGAAUGUCAAAUGGGCUAAGAACGAUCCAUCGUUCAGUUCCCUGUCUUUAUUUGAUAGGUUAAUAUUAUUGGAAGAGUCGUGGCGCGAUCUUUUUGUUAUCGGAUGUGCACAGUUUCUAUAUCCCAUUGAUUUAAAAGUUCUCCUUAAUACUAAGAAUUCCAGUUUACAUUCCAAAGAUUUGGACGAGUUUCAACAAGUUUUAGUUGAACUAUCAAAAAUAUGUCCAGAUACAAAUGAAUAUUCGUGUAUGAGACCUAUUGUUCUGUUCAAGACAAGUUUUAAUGACAAAAAUCUCGAUAGUCCUUCUCAAGCUAAUGUUGAAGUGAAGAAACUUCAGGAUCUACCUGCUGUGGCCGCUUUGCAAGACCAUUCUAAAGUGGUUCUAAACGAGUAUACAACACGCAUGUACCCUCUUGACAUUACGCGUUCUAAUCGGUUGCUUCAAAUUAUAUCAGACGUCAGAAGAGUUUCCAGUGAUAUUAUAGUAGAAUUGUUCUUCCGAGCUACUAUCGGAGAUACUCCUAUUGAGAGAAUCAUAAGUGAUAUGUAUAGAAGUAGUAAAGAUAUAACAUAAACAUAAAUUUACAAUGUUAUCGAUCAGAAAGAUGUUAUGAGGAUCGAUCCUGAAUAAUUUACAUCAAAGAAAGCUUAAAGAUUUAAUGUAAAUAAUAAAAUAAAUACAUAUAUGGUAUGAUUAUAAUAUAUAGCAAAUUAGCAAUACGUAGAUAGGUUGUAUUAUUUAUAUCUUCAUUGUACAUUUGUUGGUUCCUCAUGCGUUCUUAUGUUUUGCAGUCAAGGAUUAGCCUAGAUGCUUUGCUAAGUCAAGCUUAAUGUUAAUUAAAUAAAAUCAUUGCGAUAAAUAUUAGUGAAAUCAGAUUUACUGAUAAAUAAUUAUGUAGAUCGUAGAAGUUAAGGGAAGUGCAAUGGUCCGGAUUGGGUUGUACAUAAAUCUCUCUUGUAUUUAUAACAGUGAAAAGAAAAUCGGCCGACGGAUGAAAAAUAACUUGUAGUAUAAUUCACAACUAAAUGAAGAACCGGAUUAGGACCAGUCUAGUCAAAAUAGCUACGAAAAUACAAUUUCGAUUGAGUUCCUUUUGUGUAAUAAUACCUAAUGAAUCUGCUUUAUUUGUAUUUGCCUAACUCUUUCUCAAACCAUACUGUGUAAAAUAGGUACAUAUUUUAUUUUGUAAAUAAACUAUCUAUUAAUUUGA